Molecule: messenger RNA, 1566 nt
Organism: Durio zibethinus
Lineage: Eukaryota; Viridiplantae; Streptophyta; Magnoliopsida; Malvales; Malvaceae
Molecular function (GO): protein binding
Source: RefSeq, a predicted model, not a curated record
AUGGGGUCUCAAAGCAUCAGUUCCUCAAUCAGCAGUGUAGCCACUGUGUUAUGGUGUGCCGGUUUGUUGCUUGUAGGAUUGUUUCCAACCGCUAUUACUGGAAUCACAAUCAAGGGACAUGACAGAGAUCGCGAAGCAUUGCUUGCCAUAAAGUCACAAAUUAAUCAUAAUCCACUUGGAGUCACAAGCUCAGGGAACGACUCUGUAGCCUUGUGCCAGUGGAAAGGAAUAACUUGUGAACAUAGGCAUCAAAGGAUCACCAAGUUGGAGUUAAGCCAGCAACGGUUGGGAGGUGCCUUAUCUCCCUAUGUAGGGAACCUCAGCUUCCCAAGGUUCAUCAACCUUCAGGACAACAAUUUCUAUGGUGUCAUCCCCCCUGAAAUUGGUCGACUUUCGGGGCUUGAAAGUUUAAUUUUAAAAAACAAUUCCUUUGGAGGAACAAUACCAGUCAAUUUGACCCAUUGUUCUAACCUCAUUCAGUUUAUUGCCAGCCGGAACAACCAUGUCGGGAAUAUCCCAGCUGAGCUCGGCAAUUUGUUGAAGCUCGAGAAACUGCACAUUGGUUACAACAAUCUAACAAGACAACUGCCGCCUUCUCUUGGGAACGUUUCCACUCUUCAAGAAAUCUUCUUAACUGUGAACAACUUGCAGGGUGGAUUGCUUGAUGCACCGCUAGGCCUUCUAAAGAGGUUAGUCUUGCUUCAGCUAGAUAUUAACAAUUUCUCUGGCUUGAUUCCUCCUUCAUUUUAUAACAUCUCAUCUCUUGAAGUCUUAACUCUAGGAGACAAUCAACUCCAUAGAAGCCUCCCACUUAACUUAGGCACAAAUUUGCCAAACUAUAAGAAUUUGUUAUAUCAGCUGAUACUCUUAGUGGGAAUCUACAAGAGUCAUUAUCCAAUGCUUCAAACCUUCGAUGGAAAUGCUUUAACUGGGAGAAUCCCUACCUCUGUAGGAAAUCUUUCACUGCUAAACGUGAUUGGUUUAGAAGAUAACCUCUUAGAGGGUAGCAUUCCUGUUGGGUUUGAAAAAUGUCAAAAUUUGAUGAUGAUGACAUUAAACUCCAAUAGGUUAACAGGUCCGGUUCCCAAAGAGAUAUGUAACAUAGAAACACUCUCAGUUUACCUAGAUCUGUCCAAUAACCUUCUAACAGGCUCCUUUCCUUUAGAAGUAGGGAACUUGAAAACUUUGGUACAACUAGAUAUAUCAGGAAACAAGUUCUCUGGUCAAAUUCCUCCUACUCUAAGUAGUUGUACAAGCUUGGAGACUCUUUAUUUGGGGAAAAAUCAUUUUUAUGGAAGUAUCCCAGCCUGUUUGAGCUCCUUGAGAAGCAUUGCUGAGCUGGAUCUGUCAAACAACAAUUUGUCUGGUCAAAUCCCAGUGUAUCUUGAGAAAUUAUCCUUCUUGAUAUACUUGAAUCUCUCUCACAAUCACUUUGAAGGACAAGUGCCAACGAAAGGAGUUUUCAGUAAUGCAACAGCAAUUGCACUAACUGGUAAUGAUAGGCUUUGUGGGGGAAUUGCUGAAUUGAAUCUGCCAAUAUGCCACUUUAACGAGCCCAAGAAAUAA